Molecule: messenger RNA, 297 nt
Organism: Arctia plantaginis
Lineage: Eukaryota; Metazoa; Arthropoda; Insecta; Lepidoptera; Erebidae
Source: the annotation of a GenBank genome assembly
AUGCGAACUUCGACAGUUGCGGUUCAAACUGCGCCCGGUUACUUGGCACAGACACACGUCACACGUAAGCGAGCGGCGCGCGCGCACUGGCCGGACUCGCCCCGCGCCCCGGCCUGCCCCGCACACAACCUGCUCCGAGCUUUUUGCGUUAAAAGCUCCACAGAUAAAAGUAAAAUGAUUGCGCUCCCACGACGCAUACAUAACCGGCCGCAUACUGAGAUGCAAUUAAUAAGCAAAGCUUUGCAUUUAUCUCUUGAUACCCGGAGGCCGAAAAGAUUACAGCUCAAGCCCUAUUAA